AAAUUAUGAAUAUAUAUUCCGUUAUGCUGAUUUACUUUAGUUAUUUAGUGAAGACGGGCGUUUCACUUUUCAAAUCGCUUAAAUAUGUAGUAUGUUUGUUGUCAUGGAGUUCACAUAACAUGAAGGACGGCGCGUGGAUGGUACUUUAUGGUGACUAGGAAGUCAUUUGUCCGGAGGAACCUCACUGGCAGUGUUGUGCAGCCUCUUCACCCUCUUUUUUGACAACAUUCUGCGUGCGAAUUUCAAUACAUUUGGACUGUAUCAGUAAUAGGAAUAUGCUUUAUGUUUUAGAAAGCAUUACUUAUUUAGUUAGUGUAACGAUUUGUUUUUAAGGGCAUGCUGCCGGAUAAGCGGAGGAACCGUUGUAUUGUUAGGUUGCAGUGUGUCCUGCAAGAUGUCCUGGGAGGAUCUGGAGGCUCUGUGCCACAGAGAGAAGCUGUCCUGCAAACAGCUGGGGGUGAACCGAGCCAACCCCAAAGUCUAUGAUGUGGAAUUCAUCUGCGACUACAAGAAGACUAAGCAGGAGGAGUUCUACCUGUUGAAGUGGAAGGGCUUCCCAGAGUCUGAUAACAGCUGGGAACCCAAGAGGAACCUUAAAUGCCCCAAACUGAUAAAGCAGUUCCACCUGGACCUGGAUCAGCAGCUGAGGCGCCAAAAGAGACGCUGCAUCCCGAAAAAACUUGAUAAGGAAAUUUCCUUGUUCCUGGUCCAAAAGGCCAAGCUCCGUCAGCGUCUGCAGCGCUGGGAGGCCCAUCUGAACCAGACUCGCAACCACCCGGGCCGUAUUUUUGUUACAAACGAAGUGGACCUUGAGGGCCCUCCAAAGAACUUCACCUACAUCAACAACUACAAAGUAGGCCAAGGGAUUGUGUUAGAUGAGAUGGCGGUGGGCUGUGAGUGUAAAAACUGUUUGGAGGAGCCAAUAAACGGCUGCUGCCCCGGGGCCUCGCUGCACCGCAUGGCCUACAAUGAGAAGGGCCAGGUCCGGAUCCGACCGGGACAGCCCAUAUACGAGUGUAACUCCCAGUGCCGCUGCAGCUCUGAUUGUCCAAACAGAGUGGUGCAGAAGGGCAUCCAGGUUGACCUGUGCAUCUUUAAGACGGAGAAUGGCCGGGGCUGGGGGGUGCGCACACUGCAGCACAUCAAGAAGAACACCUUCAUCAUGGAAUACGUGGGGGAGAUCAUCACGAAUGAGGAAGCCGAGAGGAGGGGUCAUGUGUACGACUGCCAGGGCUCCACGUACCUGUUUGACCUGGACUAUGUGGAGGACGUGUACACAGUGGACGCCGCUCACCAAGGCAACAUCUCCCACUUUGUCAACCACAGCUGUAACCCCAACCUGCAGGUAUUUAAUGUGUUCAUCAACAACAUCGAUGAGAGGCUCCCAAGAAUUGCUUUAUUCUCAACACGAGCGAUCCGGAGCGGAGAGGAGCUCACAUUUGACUACAAGAUGCAGAUUGACCCGAUGGACACGGAGAGUACCAAGAUGGACUCCAGCUUCAGCCUGGCGGGGCUCCCCGGCUCCCCGAAGAAGAGGAUCCGAGUGGAGUGUCGCUGUGGAUCGGACUCGUGUCGAAAAUACCUGUUCUGACAAGGGACUUGUAACACUGUCAUCUAUGGAGAGAUGUUGAAAUUGUACAGAUUUUAAUAUGAAUUUUUAUUUUCUUAUUGCCUAUGAAAGCUGAAAUUGACCAGCAACUUUAUAAAGAAUUUCAAAUCCAGUAAAAUAGAAACUGCAUCAGUGGAUUGUUUGAGUACUUAAAGACAAUUAUUUUCAAUACUUUUACAAGAGAAAGGUCGGCAUGUACAUUAGCUCAGCGCAGGGCAGCACCGCAUGAACAUCAGAGCACUGAGCCUGGGGCAGUAACAGCUGUUGAGUGACAGUUUGUUGUCACAUGAAGGCUGAUUCGUUUGGCCCUCGGGACAAUGUCUUCCCCCAAUGUCCCCAAUUCUCUCACAGUUUGCAGAUCCAUUCCUGCUUCAGUGUUGACCUUCUGUGCAAACUGUAGUACUGAUGAGUAUACGCCCAGACUUGGUGUAUCCCCUCCCUCUCCUAAUGGUCUCGACUCCUCGCCUCUUGAGAUCCUUUUUAGAGUUCCCACAUCUCGGCUAUUAACUUGGUGUGCAAUGCCAUUACUGGUGGAAGUGACGGACAAAAGCCAAAUGAAGCUUUCAUUUUCAAAGCUUUCCCCCAUCCACGGACCUCAGAAGCUAGCACAGUGCACAUUGCUGCACCCCAACAGGGAGGAGUAAGAAAAUGUUUCUCUGAUUAUAGUGAACUACACUGGCCAAAAAAAAGGUCACACUCUAACAUUGGUUGGACCGCCUCUACCUUUGAUUACGGCACGCAAUCACUGUGGCGUCGUUUCCACAAGCUUCUGCAACGUCACAACAUUUAUUUCUGUCUUGCAUUCAUUUUUCAAAAAGAUCUUGUAUUGAUGACGGGAGAUUCAGACCACUGCGCAAAGUCUUCUCCAGCACAUCCCAAAGAUUCUCAAUCGGGUUCAGGUCUGGACUCUGUAGGGGCCAAUCCAUGUGUGAAAACAUUAUGUCUCAUGCUCCCUGAACCACUCUUUCACAAUCUGAGCCCGAUGGAUCCUGGCAUUGUGAUCUUGGAACAUGCCCGUGCAAUCAGGGAAGAAAAACUCCAUUGAUGGAAUAACCUGGUGAUUCAGUAUAUUCAGGUAGUCAGCUGACCACGUUUGGGCAAGUUGCUGAACCUAGACCAGACCAAAUGCAGCAACCCCAGAUCAUAGCACUGCCCCCACAGGCUGGUGACCUUUUUUUUGGCCGGGCAGUGUAUGUUUUGUAUAUUAAAAUGGGGGUGAUCUAAACGACUCUUUCUGUUGGAUCUUUUAUAGCGUAUAUAUUUUAAAAUGUUAGGUUUUUUUGGUGCUGUCUGAUAGGUGGAGAACAAAACAAUGUAAAUAAAUGGCUUUUACCGGUU
Molecule: messenger RNA, 2947 nt
Organism: Eleginops maclovinus (Patagonian blennie)
Lineage: Eukaryota; Metazoa; Chordata; Actinopteri; Perciformes; Eleginopidae
Gene: suv39h1b
Product: SUV39H1 histone lysine methyltransferase b
Exons: 6
Coding region: 395-1591 (398 amino acids)
Cellular component (GO): nucleus
Molecular function (GO): zinc ion binding; histone H3K9 methyltransferase activity; protein binding
Source: RefSeq, a predicted model, not a curated record